Tribolium castaneum (red flour beetle) is the source of this 588-nucleotide messenger RNA. RefSeq lists its product as uncharacterized. Gene Ontology annotation, cellular component: nucleolus. The record is from RefSeq and is a predicted model, not a curated record. The coding region runs from base 145 to 561 and encodes 138 amino acids. Lineage: Eukaryota; Metazoa; Arthropoda; Insecta; Coleoptera; Tenebrionidae. The transcript has 2 exons.
CAAACUUGAGCAACUUGUCAUAAGCGUCGCGCUAAUGUGUUAGAAAAAGAAAGUUAAGUUGAUUUUGUUGGCAUCCAUGAUUAUUUACAAUGUUUUAACCUCAAAAAUAAUCUGAAUUUGUUGACGUUUAAACACGUGUGAAAAAUGACAAAAAUUAAUACUAAAGCAAGUAGGGUACAAAAAACUAGUGAAUCUACAAAAAAGAAGUCAAAAGAGCCUGACGUAAUUCGAGGCAAACCCAAGUCGGGGCGUUUUUGGAAGAACGAGAAAAAGAAAUUUUCAUCUAUAAUCAAAACUAGAGGAAUCCGCAGUUCAUUUGAAAAGAAACAAGUCUUGAGACAAGAACUUAAAAGGAUAAAAGACGCAAGUCGCGCGAUCAAAGCUGCAAAAGACGAAGAGAAAGAACAGAAGAAGCAACGCCGGCGAGAAAACCUGAAACGCCAAGAAGAAAACCGCAAAAAGUCCGAAAUAGUCCAAGUCAUAACAAACACGAGUAAGAUUAAGAAAAUGAAGAAGAAACAAUUGAGGUAUAUUGAAAAACGAGACACUGUUAAAAUGUGAUUUAAUUAAAUGUCUACAUGCGGAAAA